This is a messenger RNA of Emys orbicularis (European pond turtle), 5217 nucleotides long. It is a transcript of the gene NALCN, whose product is annotated as sodium leak channel, non-selective. The record is from RefSeq and is a predicted model, not a curated record. NCBI's taxonomy places the organism in Eukaryota, Metazoa, Chordata, Testudines, Emydidae. The transcript is spliced from 43 exons. Gene Ontology annotation, molecular function: monoatomic cation channel activity. Bases 1 to 5217 code for a protein of 1738 amino acids. Gene Ontology annotation, cellular component: plasma membrane. Gene Ontology annotation, biological process: transmembrane transport; monoatomic ion transport; positive regulation of synaptic transmission, GABAergic.
AUGCUCAAACGGAAACAAAGCUCACGUGUGGAAGCUCAGCCUGUUACAGACUUUGGCCCUGAUGAAUCUUUGUCAGACAAUGCAGAUAUCCUGUGGAUUAACAAACCAUGGGUUCAUUCUUUGCUACGCAUCUGCGCCAUCAUCAGUGUCAUUUCUGUUUGUAUGAACACCCCAAAGACCUUUGAGCAUUAUCCACCUCUUCAAUAUUUGACAUUUGCUCUAGAUACUUUAUUGAUGUUUCUCUACACUGCAGAGAUGAUAGCAAAAAUGCAUAUCCGUGGGAUAGUCAAGGGGGAUAGCUCCUAUGUAAAGGAUCGUUGGUGUGUGUUUGAUGGAUUCAUGGUUUUUUGUCUUUGGGUGUCAUUGGUGUUACAGGUGUUUGAAAUCGCUGAGAUAGUUGAUCAGAUGUCACCCUGGGGUAUGCUGCGGAUUCCAAGACCUCUUAUUAUGAUUCGAGCAUUCCGGAUAUAUUUUCGCUUUGAGCUUCCAAGAACCAGGAUAACAAAUAUUUUAAAGCGUUCCGGAGAGCAGAUUUGGAGUGUUUCAAUUUUCCUUCUAUUCUUUCUGCUUCUAUACGGAAUUCUAGGAGUUCAGAUGUUUGGAACUUUUACCUAUCAUUGUGUAACAAAUGACACCCAGCCAGGAAAUGUAACCUGGAAUAAUUUAGCUAUCCCAGAUACCCACUGUUCCAGAGAGCUAGAAGAAGGUUACCAGUGUCCAGCAGGAUUUAAGUGCAUGGACCUUGAAGAUCUGGGACUAAGCAGGCAAGAGCUGGGCUACAGUGGCUUUAAUGAGAUAGGCACAAGCAUAUUUACCGUUUAUGAAGCUGCUUCUCAAGAAGGCUGGGUGUUCCUUAUGUAUAGAGCAAUUGACAGUUUUCCCCGAUGGCGUUCAUACUUCUAUUUCAUCACCUUAAUUUUCUUUCUUGCCUGGCUUGUUAAGAACGUGUUCAUUGCUGUCAUCAUUGAAACAUUUGCUGAAAUAAGAGUGCAAUUCCAGCAGAUGUGGGGGUCCAGAAGCAGUACUACCUCAACAGCUACUACCCAGAUGUUUCAUGAAGAUGCUGCUGGAGGAUGGCAGCUAGUGGCUGUUGAUAUGAAUAAACCCCAGGGCAGAGCUCCAGCAUGUCUACAGAAAAUGAUGAGGUCAUCAAUAUUUCAUAUGUUCAUACUGAGCAUGGUGGCAGUAGAUGUCAUUGUCGCUGCUAGUAAUUACUACAAAGGAGAGACUUUCAAAAGACAGCAUGAUGAAUUUUACCUAGCUGAGGUUGCUUUUACAGUUCUCUUUGACUUAGAAGCUCUUCUGAAGAUCUGGUGCUUGGGCUUUACUGGAUAUAUCAGCUCAUCUCUUCACAAAUUUGAACUGCUGCUUGUAAUUGGUACUACUCUUCAUAUUUAUCCAGACCUCUACCAUUCCCAGUUUACAUAUUUUCAGGUGCUUAGGGUAGUUCGACUUAUAAAGAUUUCUCCUGCUUUGGAGGAUUUUGUGUAUAAGAUAUUUGGACCUGGAAAAAAACUUGGGAGCUUGGUUGUAUUCACUGCCAGCCUUUUAAUUGUAAUGUCAGCAAUUAGUUUACAGAUGUUCUGCUUUGUGGAAGAACUGGACAGAUUUACAACUUUUCCAAGGGCAUUCAUGUCAAUGUUCCAGAUCCUUACACAGGAAGGAUGGGUGGAUGUCAUGGAUCAGACUCUUAAUGCUGUAGGACAUAUGUGGGCACCUGUAGUUGCUAUUUACUUUAUACUUUAUCAUCUUUUUGCUACACUGAUUUUGCUCAGCUUGUUUGUUGCUGUUAUUUUGGACAACUUGGAACUUGAUGAAGAUCUAAAGAAGCUUAAGCAACUAAAGCAAAGUGAAGCCAAUGCUGACACUAAGGAAAAGCUUCCACUGCGUCUACGUAUAUUUGAAAAAUUUCCUAACAGGCCACAAAUGGUGAAAAUCUCCAAGCUUCCUUCAGAUUUUACAGUUCCAAAAAUAAGGGAAAGUUUUAUGAAGCAGUUUAUUGAUCGUCAGCAGCAGGAUACAAGCUGCUUAUUGCGAAGACUCCCUUCGGCAUCUUCUUCCUCAUGUGACCACUCCAAAAGAUCUGCAAUUGAAGAAAACAAGUAUAUUGACCAAAAGCUCCGUAAAUCUGUUUUCAGCAUCAGGGCAAGAAAUCUUCUGGAAAAGGAGACAGCAAUCAAUAAAAUCCUUAGGGCCUGCACUAGACAACGCAUGCUGAGUGGAUCCUUUGAGGGGCAACCUGCAAAGGAAAGGUCAAUACUUAGUGUCCAGCAUCAUAUACGGCAAGAGCGCAGGUCACUAAGACAUGGUUCCAACAGCCAGCGAAUCAGCAGGGGAAAAUCUCUUGAAACCUUGACUCAAGAUCAUUCUAAUACAGUGAGAUACAGAAACGCACAGAGAGAAGACAGUGAGAUCAAGAUGAUCCAGGAAAAAAAAGAACAAGCUGAAAUGAAAAGGAAAGUCCAAGAGGAGGAGUUGCGAGAGAAUCAUCCAUAUUUUGAUAAGCCACUUUUCAUAGUUGGUCGAGAACACAGAUUCAGGAACUUUUGUCGAGUGGUUGUGCGAGCUCGCUUUAACGCUUCUAAAACAGAUCCUGUUACCGGAGCUGUGAAAAAUACCAAAUACCAUCAACUCUACGAUUUGCUGGGAUUGGUUACUUACCUGGACUGGGUUAUGAUCAUUGUUACUAUAUGCUCCUGCAUUUCUAUGAUGUUUGAAUCCCCCUUUAGAAGAGUUAUGCGUGCUCCAACACUCCAGAUUGCUGAAUAUGUUUUUGUAAUAUUCAUGAGCAUUGAGCUUAAUCUGAAGAUUAUGGCAGAUGGCUUGUUUUUUACACCAACAGCUGUCAUAAGGGACUUUGGAGGAGUCAUGGAUAUAUUUAUAUAUCUUGUAAGUUUGAUAUUCCUUUGCUGGAUGCCUCAGAAUGUUCCUGCUAAAUCUGGAGCUCAGCUCUUAAUGAUACUACGAUGUCUCCGACCCCUUCGCAUUUUCAAACUGGUGCCGCAAAUGAGGAAAGUUGUACGAGAGCUGUUUAGUGGCUUCAAGGAAAUCUUCUUGGUGUCCAUUCUUUUGCUGACAUUAAUGCUUGUUUUUGCAAGCUUUGGAGUUCAGCUUUUUGCUGGGAAACUGGCCAAGUGCAAUGAUCCACACAUCAUUGCAAGGGAAGAUUGUCAUGGCAUCUUCAGAAUAAAUGUAAGUGUUUCAAAAAAUCUGAAUUUAAAGCUAAGACCUGGAGAGAAAAAGCCUGGAUUUUGGGUGCCAAGAGUCUGGGCAAAUCCUCGCAAUUUUAAUUUUGACAAUGUGGGAAAUGCCAUGUUGGCACUAUUUGAAGUUCUUUCAUUAAAAGGCUGGGUGGAAGUCAGAGAUGUCAUUAUUCAUCGCGUGGGGCCGAUCCAUGGAAUCUAUAUUCAUGUCUUUGUGUUCCUGGGCUGCAUGAUUGGAUUGACCCUUUUUGUUGGAGUUGUCAUUGCUAAUUUCAAUGAAAAUAAGGGUACAGCUUUACUGACUGUAGAUCAGAGACGGUGGGAAGAUCUAAAGAGCAGACUGAAGAUAGCUCAACCUCUUCAUCUCCCACCUCGUCCGGAUAACGAUGGCUUUAGAGCCAAAAUGUAUGAUAUAACGCAGCAUCCGUUUUUUAAGAGGACUAUUGCUGUGCUUGUUCUGGCCCAGUCUGUCUUGCUUUCAGUGAAGUGGGAUGUCGAAGAUCCAGUGACUGUUCCUUUAGCAACAAUGUCUGUUGUUUUCACCUUCAUUUUUGUCCUAGAGGUCACUAUGAAGAUUAUUGCCAUGUCACCUGCUGGCUUCUGGCAAAGCAGAAGAAAUCGAUAUGACCUUUUGGUGACCUCCCUUGGUGUUAUAUGGGUGAUACUUCACUUUGCCUUACUAAAUGCAUACACAUAUAUGAUGGGUGCAUGUGUAAUUGUCUUCAGGUUCUUCUCAAUUUGUGGGAAACAUGUGACGCUGAAAAUGCUGCUGCUGACUGUGGUUGUCAGCAUGUAUAAGAGUUUCUUCAUCAUUGUGGGAAUGUUCUUACUGCUUCUUUGUUAUGCUUUUGCUGGAGUAGUUUUAUUUGGCACAGUGAAAUAUGGAGAGAACAUUAACAGGCAUGCAAACUUUUCAUCAGCUGGCAAGGCCAUUACUGUACUCUUCAGAAUAGUUACUGGGGAAGACUGGAACAAGAUUAUGCAUGACUGCAUGGUUCAGCCUCCUUUUUGUACUCCAGAUAACAGCACAUACUGGAGGACAGAUUGUGGAAAUUAUGCUGGUGCUCUGAUGUAUUUCUGUUCCUUUUAUAUCAUCAUUGCAUACAUAAUGCUAAAUUUGCUUGUAGCGAUCAUUGUGGAGAAUUUCUCAUUGUUUUACUCCACCGAAGAAGACCAACUUUUAAGCUAUAAUGAUCUUAGACAUUUUCAAAUUAUAUGGAACAUGGUUGAUGACAAAAGAGAGGGGGUAAUCCCUACCUUCCGUGUGAAGUUUCUGCUGAGGUUGCUGCGUGGGAGGUUGGAGGUAGAUCUUGACAAAGACAAACUUUUGUUCAAGCACAUGUGCUAUGAAAUGGAGAGGCUGCAUAAUGGUGGAGAUGUCACGUUCCAUGACGUAUUGAGCAUGCUGUCAUACAGGUCUGUUGAUAUCAGGAAAAGCCUUCAACUGGAAGAGCUUCUUGCCAGGGAACAACUGGAGUAUACAAUAGAAGAAGAAGUGGCCAAACAAACCAUACGCAUGUGGCUGAAGAAAUGUUUAAAGCGUAUCCGAGCAAAACAGCAGCAGUCAUGUAGCAUUAUCCAUAGUCUACGAGAGAGUCAACAGCAGGAGUUGAGCCGAUUUCUGAAUCCGCCCAGCAUUGAGACAACACAGCCAAGUGAAGAUAUGAAUACUAAUAAUCAAGAUAACAAUGCACAGCCAGAGACGAGUAGCCAGCAGCAGCUCCUUAGUCCAACGCUUUCUGACAGGGGCGGGUAUCGGCAGGACUCUACAGAUGGUGGGAAGCCUCAACGGAAAUUCGGACAAUGGCGUUUACCUUCAGCCCCCAAACCAAUAAGCCAUUCAGUGUCUUCAGUCAAUCUGCGGUUUGGUGGUCGCACAACUAUGAAAUCUGUUGUAUGCAAGAUGAAUCCUAUGUCAGAUGCUGCUUCUUGUGGAUCAGAAGUGAAGAAAUGGUGGACAAGACAACUAACUGUGGAAAGCGAUGAGAGUGGGGAGGAUCUUCUUGACAUCUGA